UCUGCUAGGCGUUUUAUCUCGUGACCAAGGGAUAUUUACCUUGAUAACCAGUCGUCUAUUAAAAAUGUGAGUCAUCAAGGGAAGCUUUACUUUCCCUCCAGAUUUGACCUCUGACCUGUGACAGGAGGAGCUCAGAUAUCGCAGAGUUUCGGCAGUUGACAGACGUCCGAUACCACCGCAGAGGAGAGACGCAGAGUGUAGGAAGAGAAAAACAGAGAUACAUACAGACAGUUAACCGGAGUUAAGGGAAUUAAUGCCAAGUCUCCAAAAUCUUUUCUUGACUGUAUGAUUUAUUUAUAUUUACCAACAAAGAUGAACCCGAUGUCAGUCUGCAGCGUCUGCCUCUUGUCUCUGGUGGUGACGAUAUCGUCCACAUGGUUGAUGGGUGUGGAAGGCCAGUCCUCUUGGUACUCUAACCCAAACUUCAUCCAGAGCGGGAAUUCCGGAGUCGUGCUGAAAGAACGACAACCUGCCUCAGCCAUCAGCUCACAGAACGCAGCCAUGUAUGUACCUCAGCAACGGUACAGCAGCGCCACCUUCAGUGGGUUUCCUAUACCUGACCGCUACCACUUUCUUGGCAACCCAUCUCCUGGUGUCGUUAACAUUCUCUUGGACUACCGCGGACCGCCACCUAGCGUCGUGGUGGUCGACCCUCAGCGCUCUCUAUCGACUGGUUGGUCAGGUCCCAAGGAUAAUGGCUAUAGGUACGGGAUCCCACCACAUUUGCCGUCUAGGGUUCCGUUCGGAUACUUCUCACGCAUGCCGCCAGUACAGAUCAUUAGACCAUAUUACGACUUCUACAAUGAUCGACCGGCUGUAGUCCUCAAGAGUCCCACCAGAUCAGCAGUCACUUACUGAUGUGCUGCCAUCUAGCGUUUAGUUAUGGGUGACAUAUUGAGUAUGAUGCUUUUAGUAAGGGUCGUUCACAGUAUAUAGGCCUACCGGUAUUGAUUGAAGCAUCAGUGUUGCAAAUCGAAGGCUUAUUCAUAGUUGAUAUUUGAAAUGAUGUUAUUUAUUUCGUAAUCGAUUAAGGACAAUGAAAUGGGCUGAAAGAUUUGUCAUGGUAAAAACUGAGCAGACGAACAUGCUACUUCGAUCAUACUUCCUUUGUCUUGUUCAUGUCCGUCUUUCAUUUCGUGAGAUGUUUCGUUGCGAUAACUGUGAAAAUGUUAGUGUACCAUAACUACGUACAUUAUAACUACUUUACAUUCAUUUUCCUUUUUGAUUUAUGUCAAUUUAAAGAGAAGACUUGAGAAAUAAAAAAAAAUACUUCAGAUAACGUAAGUGAGAUAACGCCCACUUCAUUUCGUGUGUAUCGACAGCAAAUUAUGUUAUUUUAUCUGAAAGUAGAUCUACCAGACUAAUUUUGUUUUCACUUCACGUAAGACUGUUCCAAAUUAAUGACCUAUCAUAAAGAAUCUGUCUGCGAUCUCAGAUAGAAACGACAAAGAAUGCAGAAAAUGUGCUCAAUUUGCAUAAUGUUAGACCUACAGAUAGUUUAGAAUAUAUAUCACAUACUUUCAUCGGAAAAUGAAUUUUUCCAUUAAACCUUUUUAAUUCGUUAUUCUAUAUCUAUCGUUUCGCCGGUCUGGCAAUGGGCCGCAGUUUAGUCACAUGUUCUAUUUGUCGGUUAAAAAGGUUUUUUUUUUGUAAUGAUAAAUUGGUGCAGAGCGCGGAACUGAAAGGUUGUGGUCAUGUUUAAUAAAUCGUUGCUUUUUAAACGAUGUCAGUUUACUAAUGUGGAUUAUUUAAGGGGAGAUAUGAAUAUCAUGAUUCAGUAGAGUAUAAUGGUGAUUGCUGUGCACAUUUAUUAAAUCUGAGUAAAGUACAAUGUCUUGUACAUACAUGGUUUCUACAUGCGGUCUUCUUGAACGUUGAAAUAAAUUAUUACUAUUGUUUCAUAAAGCAUAUUGAUAAAUGUCGUUUUUUUAUCAUGCAUCAUAUUUGGAAGAUAUGCCUAAUUAACAGCAGUCGUUUAGAUAACUUUAUAUUUUAAAUAAAUCUACAUUUAUGUACACGGAGCAAAAGAGAGUAGGGAAGAGAAGAGAUAGAGGGAAGAAAGAGAAUUCAGCAAAUCAGUAAUGAAUUCAUGUAUAUGUAGUCGACAUUUAGCUGAGUAGGAAAAUCGUAUAUCUGAUUCUCGAUACUAGUGCUAAAGAUAAUCGCAUGCGUUGUUAUGUAAUUAAAAUUUCAUUAUCUAUAUAAAUUACGACUUUCGUCUCACGCUAUGACGAUCUCAGAUAAGUUUAUCUGAAGAUUUCGUUUAAGGGUUUU
Messenger RNA from Lingula anatina, 2274 nucleotides. RefSeq lists its product as uncharacterized. The record is from RefSeq and is a predicted model, not a curated record. Lineage: Eukaryota; Metazoa; Brachiopoda; Lingulata; Lingulida; Lingulidae.